AGUUACACUACUGUUCCGUUGGACCAUAACACUGUGGAUUAGUUUUGCUCACAAACAAACUAUCGGCUUAUAAUAUUCAUUACUAGCGCGUGAUUACUACGUCUCUGCAUCGAGUUCCGUUUUAAAGAUAACAGCGAUAAUAUUUGACCCUACUUAUGACCCCUCCGAUAGUGUAAUUAGCUUGGGAUUUUUAUCAUUCGGAGUCGGAUGUGCGAAACGGGUGGUUGGACCAUGGUCUUAGUGUAAAAUGUUGUGUGUGUUGGUGCUGUGUUUGUGCCUAGCCAGUGCUGUCAAUGGAAUUGGAAACUCGCUGAAAGACCCAUAUAUUUGCGGUUCGCCAACAUGUGCAGCUUCGGAGAAAUUCAAAUACUUGCCAGAAAUCAUCUACCACUAUGAGUACAAAGUGAAUGUGGAGACAUAUUUCGCUGGUUCCAGUGACAAUAGAUCUACACUUGACAUCCGAACAGAGGCUACAAUCCAGUUCAUCAAACCCUGUGAAGGGCUGCUGCAGCUGUCAGACGUCACCCUCAUCGAUCAGGAUGAGAGCUUCCCGGUUGAGAGAGCUGAGAAGUUCAUACAUGCCCUCUCGCUUUAUGACCUUAGGUUCGCGUUCCACGAUGGCAUCAUAUCAGAAGUAUGCCCCGACCCGUCGGAAGAAGAAUGGGUGCUCAACUUCAAGAGAGCCGUGCUGUCCAUGUUCCAAAACUCCAUGAAGCGGUUUGAUAUCAACUUUGUUGGUGUUGAGCAAGACAUCCACGGCUCUUGCAAUGUGAACUACACAGUUCGCGGGCAGAAUGACACUAGCUUGGUGUUGGAGAAGAGACGGGACCUGUCUCUAUGUACAACACGAUAUAAGUACAUGUCAAUACUGCAGAGUGUGCGCUACGAUUUCCAGAGUCGCUUUCAAACAUGGCCAGUGCUAAAAUCCGAAAGCAAAUGCGUCGUGUCCGUCGACCACCACAUCUACAAGUCCGUCAACUGUCGCGAGCGCCAUCUAUUUGAGCCUUUCUCGGGCAAGAACUCUGGCGCCAUGACAACCGUUAUACAAGAUCUGGUGCUAAUGAGAGAGGUGAACAAGACAGACUCGCAGAUCAUGGAGACGCAGCCAAAAGGCUGGAUGGCGAUAGAGAGACGCUCCAAUCUGCUUCACCAUCACAAUUCGCAUGUCAAGACUGAAACUGGAGAGCUGAAGUCAGCAAGAGAAGUUUUGAAGUUGUUGUGCAACAUCAAGGACAGCACAGAUGACUACGUACCAGGAAUGACGAUGGACGAGAAGCUGGACAGCGGUUCCACCGUCGGUUUGUGGGGGAAGCUAGUGCGCGCGGCCCGGGGACUACAUUACCCUGCAUUAUCACAACUCUUGUCUAGAGCCCCGAGCAUCUGUCCUAAAGCGACAAAACACAUGCUAGACGCCCUACCCUACAUAGCGAGCGCCGGUUCCGUAGAACUUAUUAAGGACAUGGUUCUACGUGAAGCAGUCGAUGCCAACACCAGGCAUGAAUGGCUCAUGUCCAUGGCCAUGAUACCGAGACCGAAGCAAGAAAUGUUAACCAGCAUGUUGGAGCUGCUGAAGAAACAGCCAGGAGACCAAGUAAUCAGCUUCACUGUGUCUUCAAUGGUGCACUCCUACUGCAAACAUAGUGGAAAAAAUCUGCGCGAGUGCUGCGAAGAAGAGACGCCCAAGCUGAUAAUGGAAGAGUUUCAGAACAUAGUCAAGGAGGUCGAUAGCAAGGUUUUUGCCACCGCAAAGAGAGCCGUGAGAAACAAAGUUAAAAUUGCGAUAAAAGCGCUAGGUAAUAUCGGUGGCUUUAAGCAGGAGUUCACAGACGUGCUUAUCAACAUAGUGGGCGACGAGUUGGUUCCUGUGCCUAUAAGAUUGGCCGCCGUGGACGCUUUCCGGAGGACACCUUGUGUGGAAACACGUGAAUAUUUCCUAGAAACGUUCCGCGAAGACUACGUAAACAUCGAAGUACGCAUAGCGUCUUACUUGCAAGUAAUGAAGUGUCCAACCUUAAGCAUCGUUAGGAAGAUCUACCACGCUGUGAGAAACGAGAAGGUCAAUCAAGUGGCAACAUUCGUCUGGUCCCACCUGAACAACUUAGGCCAAUCAUCCCUACCCUCUAGGGUGGAAAUCCAGGGUCUGCUUUCUGGCAACCCCAUGCCGCAGUUGGAAGACCAGCCGGACUUUAGGAUGUUUUCGCGAAAUUAUGAGCAGAGCGUGUUCUUCGACCAGUAUAAUGCGGGUGGUAACUACGAGGCGAACGUGAUCUUCUCGCCGGAUUCCUACAUACCGCGUUCCGUUUCACUCAACUUGACUGUCGACAUGUUUGGAGAAUCCAUCAAUAUUCUGGAGCUUAAAGCCCGCGCCGAAGGCUUCGAACGCUACUUCGAGAACCUCUUUGGCAACAACGGACCGCUCAGCAAGACCAAACUGAACGAUCACCUUCAAAACCUUCGCUUCCUCCGUUCCCUCACCGAAGCCGACGACGUACGGGGGAAAGUCGACGACAUCCCGUACAAGAAUGAGGCGCUGAAGCACCAGUUCCCCAUGGCGGAGUUGGGAGUGAAAGUGUUCGGGAAUGAGAUUUCGUAUUGGAACGCGGAGGGGAAUGAUGAGAUUGUGAAGAGCUUGGAGAGGCUCAAUCCGCAGUUGAGGAUAUUGGAAAUAUUGUCUGGAAAGGAAAUCUCCUACAACAAGGCAUCCCUCUUCCUCGAUACUACGUUUUCCGUUCCCACUGGCUGCGGUUUACCCCUGAAUAUGAACCUUAUGGGAACUAGCUACGUCAAUACCAAACUAUCGGGGACUAUGCUGGAUAAGUUUAGACAAAGCGGGAAUCUGGACUUUGAGGGCAAGAUACAUCCCAGCGUUGCAGUAAACAUAGCGGCAACCAUGUCCGUAAACGCCGGUGACCUCAGCUCCAGCGGCAUCCGCGUGAACAUGCGCCUCUACACCGCCACCGCCCUCGAGGCCAAGCUCAACAUCCGCGGCCUCGGCCUGGUGCGGCUCGACCUGUCCCUGCCCAGUGAGAAGAGAGAAAUAUUUGCAGCCAAAUCUGAACUGAUAAUCCUCCACGGCGACGAAGAGUUGCAGCAGCAGGGGCUGAACACCAACAAAAUAGAACAGAACACUUGCAGCUGGUCCGCCUUCGACAAGGGCAUUGGCAUUAAAGUCUGCGCCUCCUAUCGGUUCCCAGACAUGACGAACCUGAGAGACGCUCCGUACUUCAUAAUGAGCGGUCCGGCCAAGUACGUCCUGUCGCUCGAGAAAGCCGACCCGUCCGCCAAGAUAUACUCCUUCCAAUACAAGUGGGAUAAGAAUCAAACGAGUGACGUCAUCGCCUUCACCUUCGACACUCCAGACAGCCAGGAGAAACGCAUGAUCGACGCAGUCCUGAACCUAUCCAACACGGAAACCAACACGUCCUACACAGCCAGCCUUACCUUCCAAUCCGCCAAAAACACUCUUAAAGCUAAAGGAGCGUAUCUCAAUACCGCCAACGUGAAGUCAGUUGAAGCAAGUUUAGUUAUAGAUGGAAGGAAGCAUUUUGAUACAGUCAUGUCGUUAAAGAAGACUGAUAUCAUGUUUGGAUACGUGUGGUUGCCGAAGGCGUACUGGGUUGUCAAUGAUGAGAAGAUUGCUGAGUUAACUGGCCAAUUCAAAGUACGAACUAAAGGCGGCGUCACACAAGCGGACAUCCUUGUAGACUUCCACAUGCGACAGCAAGCCAGCCACCUCGUCGGCUAUUACACCCUCAACGGACCCUCCCACGGACUCCAACUAACUUUAGACUACCAGAGCUACAAGAAUAAGACACAGACGAUUAAGUUAGAAGGGUUGUAUAGUGAGCGACCGCUGGGGAAUAGACAUGAUUUGUACGGAGAACUGGCGAUGGAAUUCACGGCGUAUCCUAUGUAUAACUUCUUUGCUGUGUUGAAGAAUAUGGUAAGUCAAACGUACCUGGACAUCAGCUUCAACGUGUCUUCCUCAAGAGACCCGGCCAUAGACCCGUCGCUGACGUUCGGCUACACGCGCAUUGACACACCUCUUGGCAUGAAGUUAGCCACACAUCUCACCAUCACCAAACCGAGACCUAUGCAGAUGGUAUUCGAGUAUCAAGAGCUCGGCAAGAAAUACACAGUAGUGGCUCUUCUAAACGUGAACCCGAAGUCCAAAGACAUUCUAGUAUCAGGCGUUCUGUACUACCCGCCCGGUACGAAGUUAUUCGCGACGGCAGAACUAAAUACUUCGCUACCAACGCUACACGAUUGCUCUAUCAAGGCGAAAGUGCAUGAGAAGGAAGAUAAAGAGUUCCAGGUGAACGCAGCAGGCGUCUGGUUCACGGGCGUGGAUUUCAACGUAGACGCGCUGUAUCAGGACCAGUCGAAAACCAACAUGGCGUCGCAUCGGCUCAAGCUGAUACUGAACAGUAACCACUUCAAGGACAUAGCUGUCGAUGCGAGGUUUACGCAGGAUAAUAGGCAGCUUACUUUUGUUGGUCAGGGCGAGUACAACGAAGACAAAUACAGAAUGCUUCUUCGCUACGUCUUACUCUCGGAACAAAACUUCACAACCUACGUAGAGGUGGACGCGAACGACAAAGCGUACAGUUUGACCCUCAACGCGGACCUUACUAACAACACCGACGUGUCCAUGGACGUACACUUUGACCAACUCCGCGACGUCCACAUCUCCUACAAACGCUGGCUUACUCCACGCCAGAAACGCCUCAGCGCUGCCUUCAACUGGGAUGCGAACCGGGACCCCUCGCAAAAAAUAUCCAUCGACAUACAGUUAGACAACAAGGGCACUUGGCACCAUGGGGGGCACCUUACACUGUAUUACCCUAAUAGGAUGGUUAAUGGGGAGUUUGAGUUUCUAUUGGAAGAUUGGUACUGCGAAUGGCAUGUCCGUAUGGGCUGGGCUCCCGAAGCCAACAUACUAUGGCGCGUUAAAAUGUACUCAGAGGCCAAACAGGAGACCGUAUACGCACUACUUUCUAGUAUGGACACCCCAUUCGCUGGCUGGAAGGAUACUAGCUUUAACGUCAUGUGGCGUUACCACGACAACCUACAAGCCGUGAACGGCAGCAUGAAUUGGAUGGAGGACUACUUAGCCUUCAGCCUCCUAGCUGACUACCUAUUCAAAACCAACGAGUUUUACGGAGAGUUGAAUGCUGUAGUCAACUCGACCAUACCUACGUUGCCUAAGGCGGCCGCUAUAGCGAAACAUCGGGUGAUUUGGAAGAAGAGUGCAGAUACGUUACUAAGCUUCCAGUAUAACGAAGAGGGUAUGCUGAUGAUAAACUCGUCGUGGCUACUAGACCGCGGGCGACAUGAAAACAACAUCACUGGCACGGUCAUUCUCAUCACACCCUUCCAAGGAUACCGAAGCGGGUUCUUAGACACAAAACUCGUACUGGGACUCAAGAGAGACAUCAAUGGCGUCACUUUAUUAAACUUAGAAGAGAAGAAACGAAAGAUCUUCGUCAAUGGUCACAUGCGACGCAUCACCAACUGCAUGUUGGUAGUGAACGUGACCGAACCAGCCGCCGCGGACGCCUCUCACAUUCUCACGGCCAGAUUUGGCUUCGUCGAGGCUGAUAGACACCUCGUGGCUAUGGUGGUCACCGCUAACACCACUACAGGUGUUGAAAUUCUAUUGAGGCUGAUAUCUACGCAAGACUUCAACGUGUUUGGACAUGUCGCUCUCCCCAUACAGUACCUCACCAGAGCCAUGGUUACCGCAAAACGGGGGAAAGAGGAGGUUGACUUCAGAGUGGGCUGGGCCUCAAUGGACUUCGGCUUCACUGGUAUCUGGCACUACCGCUCGCCCGUCAACUUUGUCUACGUGUACAAAUUGUACACUCCCCUAGAAGGUUUUGAGGAGAAUGGACUGGUUUUGAAGAACAUUUAUGGAGAUGGGCUGGAUUUGGAGUUGUCCAUACGAUUGUCUACACAUAAGUUCGGUAUAGCAGUACUAUUCCUAGACGACGGCCAAGGCAUCAUAGAUGUACUGAGGGAACGUUUCCACCCCACGAAACCACCGCGGGAUGACGUCAUCAUCGAGAAUUUCGACACCACAGCCAAGGUCACCUUGGACACGCUGUAUUACCCGACGGUGACCUUUCAUGCGCACAUUAUGAAGUAUGUUGGCGUGGACGAGGAGGACAUCUUGGAGUUAAAUGCGACGCUACAUCUACCUGAUAAGCCUGCGAUCGUUCUCACAGACACAUUCGUUUUGGUGGGCUUAUCCGAAAUGACCAAUACACUGAACCUGGUGACUCCCUUCCCGGCCGUGCGAGAGUUGAAAUCAGUGUACACCGUCGACAUAACCAUCGGGGAGAGGUUCAACAUUACGUGUUUGGCCUUGUUGUCUAACGGCACUUAUUGGCACGAGAUAUCCUCAAAAAUCUACUACGAAUACGAAUCCGGCGAGGACAACGCGUACCGCUCAUACGUAGCGUCCCUCGGUAUAAUAACGCCACUGCGACAGCUGCGAGCUCUUGAGGCGCGCGUAGCGGCGCGCUUAGAAGACGCGCUCUGGAAAAUGAGCGCCGCCAUCGCCAUGCCGGAGUGCACCAUUAAUGCCGUGGGACGACUCGAGUUGGACGACCCCUUCAUAGAAACAUCGGGUAGUCUCAACUUAACAUCAGAGUAUCUUGAAGACUACUUCGUUCAAAUGCAGUUUAAGAAGGACUUCGCUGAUACGGAGAAUACUAUCGGCGGCGGCAUUCAGAUACAACAGGGGGAGCAGAAUAAUUAUUUCUUCGCGACAGCCAUCUGGCACCCAUCGCCCGAGCGCUACGUGCGCUUCACGGGCCGCUCGGCGUUGUAUUCUGUACUACCCCCGUCCGACGUGUCCCUCCUGUACCGACUGGAGAACGGCCAGCGCUUACUGAACGCCGACGUGAACUGCGACACGGCGCACUACUCGCUGCGCGCCGACCAGCGACCUGCCUCACUCAGCGUCGCGUUGAGUACACCACAUGAAAACUUCCAAACAAUGAAACUAAUAGGUGAAGUUGAGAACGAGAUCGUGACGGGAUCGUUCGUUACGGACACCACGGAAUACGGCAUUUCUGGACAAGUCCUUAACCGAGAUCCUCUCGAGAUGGCGCUGACUCUGGUCCCCAAAGGCAGCGGGUCGCCGCUGACGGUGCGCAUGAAGACGGAGACGUCCCGCGCGCUGUACGCCGUGUCCGCGCAGCUCGCCGGCGCCGUCGCCGCCACCGUGCGCGCGCGCGCGGAGCUGGAGGCCAACUACACCGACCUCAGCGCCACGAUUGACAUGCCUCAAUCGAAAGGCAAAGAGUAUUACUUCAAAUCGCGCGUGGAUUCUUACCCCGAUCUCCGGCGCGUCAUGAAAGUAGAUGCAGUUACUCCGAUCAAAAGGCUCAGCUCGAUCAAAGCAGACUCCGACUUCCUUUUCGGCCCGAAAACUGGCUAUCUUAUAUGCAAAUACGACUUGCCAGACAUGAAAGGAAAUGGAGACCUAAAAUGGAGUUUCCUGAUUGGCGAUCUAUAUAUAAAGGCACUAGGCAAGCAGAACCUUAAAGACAUUAAGAAAAGCGUAGACCUGGACAUUUACUUCGGCAACAGCACCACCCCAGAGGGACUCUUAAAGAACGACGCUGGUUUCAAGAUGGAUCUCGAUCACAUUUGGCAAAUCGGUGCAAACGCGUCCUUCGGUCUCGCUAUGAACCAACGAGUGAAGCUCAUCAUCAAUGCGAUCCUGCCGAAGCCUAACCUGGAUGUCCAUACGAUUUACGUCGAUGGCAGUGUGACCGGCCCUCGAGGCGAAGGAAAGGACUUAGUAGCCGAAUAUAGGACUGACGUUACUGGCAUUCUUACUGGCUUUAGAGGCAACAUGGUUCUCCUGGACACCAACUUUGACGGCAACGCGACCGUCGUCUGGACGUCCGAGGACCGCCAGCACAAGACCAUCAACAACCUCAUCAACUACCGCUGGGACACCAACGAGACGCGAGAACUCAAAUACGUGUUGAACAGCCCGCUUUACGUCGAUGUAUCGACGCUGGAUCUGUACGGGAUUUACGAGAAGGACUUCGUUCAUGGAUACCAGAUUGUCAAAGGCGAGAUGCACUACCCAGGCACCAGUAAGGUGGGGGAGGUGGACAUCCGGUACGGAGGCUUCCGGCACACGGACGGACACUUCAACGUCACCACGCCCUUCCAACGGCUGCCGUGGCUCAAGUCCAUAUUUACCAUGAACAACCUGGAAGAGCAAUCGGACAACCACGUGGAGCUAUUCUGGCCGAAUAAGACCGCCACGGUGAACACGACGCACACAUACACGAAAGAACCCGCAGGCUUUAGGCAAGCGGGCGUUGUUGCUAUCUCGCUCCCGCUCGCGAGGCAGCAUCUUGUCAACACCGACUAUGUCUACGUACAAGGUGAAAAAGAAAGCACCGGCGACGCGACCGUAGACUUCGACCUCGAGCGUUUCGUCCAAGCGUCCUUCAGGCAAAUACUGAGCAAGAGCUCAAGAGAUCUAGAUCUGGCUACCACCGACAUCGAGGUCGUUAACGACCGCAUGCCGGUCGGCGUCAAAUAUAUACAUGAAUACGAUGAGACUGGUAACACUGAUGUAAAACAAGCGACCGUCUUCCACCUGCAAAACGCCACGCGCUUCAACGUGACCGGUGUGAUGGACGUGUUCACAUACGAAACCGGCAAGAGACUAAAGUUGACCGCGAUACAUGGCAACAGGACUUUAACCUUCGAGAACGAAUAUGAAGCUAUUGAUAAGGAGCUUAAACAGGGCAGCAAAAUUAAAUGGGCGGCUGAUACUUGGAUUAAUUAUGACCUUCACGUGACUAAUAUGACCUCGGCGGAGACAGAAUCGCAGCAGCUCAUAAUGAACGUUUGGUACCCGCUCCGCACCUUCAACCUCGUCGGCAUAUAUCGACUACAAGACACACUACUCGACGGCAAAGCUGUUCUCAACUGGAACGUACGAGAUGAGAACAAGACAGCGGAACUGAGGGGCAAGUGGGAGAAUCCUCCGGCUGAAGAAGGAAAUGUACACGCUGUAGAUCUGGCGCUUGCCCAUCCGUCGUUUAGGAAGGACGUGACCCUAAAAGGCACCUACAUCACCACACCCUCCGUCAUGUCCAACCUCUCCGCCGAGCUGCAGUACUCCGACUACGACAACGAGUACCUCCGCCUCCGCUCCGUCCUCACCGACAACUCCAACGGACCCAUCAGAGACUACAAGUUCGCCCUCAAGUGCACACAUCCAUCGACUAACUUGGACUUGGACAUGAAGUCGGAUAUUAAUAUACACAGUCGGUGGUACUAUUUGAAUAAUUACUACAAGUUCCAGAAGACAUUGUUCUAUGAGAAACUGAGGAGCACGAAGUUUUUGGUGGAUAUGAAUAAGAGCUCGGUGCAGUGGGAGCGUGCGAACGAAACGUACUACUACAAAGUGAACGGCAAAUGGGACCUCACAUACCCGGACUAUCGCAUAUUCACGCGCGUCAACAAACCGACCGGCAACGACACCGGACUCGCUACGCUUUCCAUGAAGGAUCUGAGCUUGAUUGGACACUACAACAGUACUGAUGAUAUAUCGUACCACGUGGUGGGCAUGAUCGUAGAUACGCGUUCAGCCAAGAUGAACGCUUGGCGUGACUUCGAUGACGUCACCACAGUAGAUCUCGCAUCCUACAUCCGGCUCAACCACUCGCGACUCCUCACCAGCUCCAUCGUCUGGCGACCGACCAUCUUCAGCGAAAUCAAACAAUCUGCUGUCUACGGUCUCAAAUACAUGUACAGCCAGAUUAAUGAGACGUUGGUAAUACUUAAAGAAGCGCCUAUGGAAUCUCAUUUAGCGUUGAGGAAUAUUUGGAACGAUGCUAAACCGAGAAUACGCGAUUUCCUCGACGAUUUAAACGACUUACACGUAAUUAAAGAUGAUUUAGAUACUUUCGAGCAGUACUUAAAUGAGUCGUAUAACGCCAACGACUUUUACGUAAAAGAUGUAGUGGAAUUCACCUAUUAUGUAUUAGACGAAAUGGCGAUUAGAAAUCAUUUAGAGAGUCUCCCAGGAAUAGUGAAUGAUAUGUGGGGAAUGAUGGGCAAUACCAGUCAAUCCUUAAAACAGAGCUUAACAUACGUCGUAGACACAAUUAAAAUGGCAUAUUCAAAUUUCUUAGACUCCGCUAACAAGUUUUUAGACGCAGAUUUCAUGGAUUUAGUGUCAUCGAGGCUUGAAUCAAUGAUAAUGCAAUAUGAUACUUUUGUAAGGGACUUACAUAUGAAGUUGUUAGAGUAUUGGGAGAGUACUUAUGUGAAUGCGACCAGUAGACUAGCGAAGUACUGGCAUCAAUUGUUAAAGUCCAUGGAGCCCCUGUUCUUCAAGGUUCUGCAUUACACUGAAUCGUUUGUGUUUACCGUUUGGAGGGGGAUCAUGGAUUUCUUCUAUAAGCGACAACAAGAAUUGACGGACAAUCAUUACUUUAAUUAUGUGUCGACAUUUGGACAGGAAAUGGACAAAAUUUAUAAAGAUUUGACCACCAACGACCUCCUAACGAACAUCAAGAAGUACAGCAGCAAGUUCUGGAACGUGAUCUGGGGCAAGAUCGAGAAGUACAUCCCCUUCAAGGAGGAAUUCGUACAAUUGUACGCUGAAUUUAAGAACGGCUGGGAGAAUUUCUUGAAGACUCAGCAGGUUGUCUAUGUGAGGGAAAAGUACAAGGAAGCCUACGAACGACUUAAGUGGUGGUACGACUACUUCAUGAUCGGCGAGGCGUGCGAUAAAAUAUUCGAUAUCAUUUACGAUAAAGUUACCGACAUGGCCAAGACCGCACUGCAGUACGAGGAACUCCACCGCACACCAAAAACCAACUUCAUCUUCGACCCUCGCAAAGGCGAGAUCCUUCUAGAGCAGAAAUUACCCAUGUCCUGGCACGCCUUCAACCGUAGCCCCGACUUCACCGAAAUACAUGAAUAUCGUGUUGUGAGGGACUUUAUGGAUGAAUGGUUGACCACUAACAAGAGCAUCUGGUCAUAUUACUAUGAGAUACGGCCGUAUAUGGAUAUUAACAACGUCAUGCCGCCGUUUGGAGGCAUGGCAAUGAUGACCGGACAAGGCACGCUAGUGACGUUCGACAAGCGAGUGUUCACCAUAUCAGAACCAGGCACAUUCUUGCUGACCAAGGAUUAUAAACAGGGCAACUUCACCGUCCUGAUAGAGAGCAACGACCAGGGACGGUACAAUCUGGUGGUACUCACUAGGAGGAACUUGAUACACAUCGACUUGUAUAAGGAGCAAAUAUCAAUCGGUCGGUCAUUGCCUCUCAACCUGCCCGCCGUGGUCGACGAAUACGUUGUGGAUCGCCAUUCGGAAACCCUCACCGUGGAGUCGCAGAACGGACUGGACAUACAGUGCAACUUCAUGUUCCAUACCUGCAAACUACAGGUCACAGGCUGGUACUACGCGACCCUCGGCGGCCUUCUCGGCACCUACAACAACGAGCAAUACGACGACCUGCAGCUCUCCAACAACACGUUCACCACCUGCAUCUCCGACCUGGGACACAGCUGGGGUCUGGAACCUUCCACCGGCCUCGUCUCCGUCGAAAACCACGAGGCCAAGAACGAUACGGCUUGCGAGAAGUUCUUUAAGAAUAAAGUGUCGCCACUACAUCCUUGCUUCGCUGUGAUCGACGCCGCGCCAUUCUUAACAGAAUGCCUGUCAGGCGUAGAAGCAUGCGCACUUGCAUCAGUCUACAUGGAACUGUGUACGCAACAGCACAUUCCUACCCACAUCCCCGACCAUUGCGUGCAAUGCACAGCCCCUCAAGGCGAGGUGGUGGAAGAGGGUAGCUUCUACACGCUGAAGCACGUGCCCAACUCCACGGACGUGGUGUUCCUGCUGGAGUCCCACGCCUGCAACAAAAACCUUAGGAAGAAGAAGAACAUGGACCUGUUCGUGGAGGCUUUUGAGCUGAAACUGCAGUCUGCCGGACUUUUCGAUAACAGAUAUGCGGUGGUGGCGUACGGCGGGCGCGGCGUGUACAAGCGUGCACGCGCGCUCUACGUCGGCAACCAGCUGUUCGCCAGCAACUACGACAUCGUGCGACACUUUGACGCUUUCAACAUUGAAAAAGUGGACCUCAUGAAGAGCAACAGGACGAUACGUCCGGACGUAUUCUCGGCUCUGAGCUUCGCGACCACGCUGCCAUUCCGAGUUGGAGUGGAACGCACGAUCAUCAUGCUGCCCUGCUCACGCUGCGACCUGCUUGCCAUGCGGCUGGACUAUUCGACCAUUCACCACAACCUAAUGGAGAACUCGGUGACCCUUCACAUCCUGAUGGACGACGAUUUCAUGCUCUACAAGAAACGAGCGGCUAAGAAUUUGUAUGGCGUGGACAACGCCGUAGCGUACACUAACAAGGACUAUGAGGAGCUUAUAGGCGACGCCGCGCUACGCAAGCAAGUCAAGUUACCUAAAGACAAGUUGGGGCUGUGCACGUCCCUCGCUAUGGAGACUAACGGCACAAUAUUCUCGGGUAAGAAGCUGCAGGGCGACCGCGGGCUGGCGCGGCGGCUGGCCACAGUACUAGGAGCGCGCGCAGCCCUGGCGGCCGCGCCGUGCGCGCGCGCGCCGCGCUGCGAGUGCCGCGCCUCCGCGCUGCACUGCCGGCCCUGCCACGCUAACGAACUCGUACGUAUUAUGUUUACAAUGUCCUCGGGUAAGAAGCUGCAGGGCGACCGCGGGCUGGCGCGGCGGCUGGCCACAGUACUAGGAGCGCGCGCAGCCCUGGCGGCCGCGCCGUGCGCGCGCGCGCCGCGCUGCGAGUGCCGCGCCUCCGCGCUGCACUGCCGGCCCUGCCACGCUAACGAACUCGUACGUAUUAUGUUUACAAUGUCCUCGGGUAAGAAGCUGCAGGGCGACCGCGGGCUGGCGCGGCGGCUGGCCACAGUACUAGGAGCGCGCGCAGCCCUGGCGGCCGCGCCGUGCGCGCGCGCGCCGCGCUGCGAGUGCCGCGCCUCCGCGCUGCACUGCCGGCCCUGCCACGCUAACGAACUCGUACGUAUUAUGUUUACAAUGUCCUCGGGUAAGAAGCUGCAGGGCGACCGCGGGCUGGCGCGGCGGCUGGCCACAGUACUAGGAGCGCGCGCAGCCCUGGCGGCCGCGCCGUGCGCGCGCGCGCCGCGCUGCGAGUGCCGCGCCUCCGCGCUGCACUGCCGGCCCUGCCACGCUAACGAACUCGUACGUAUUAUGUUUACAAUGUCCUCGGGUAAGAAGCUGCAGGGCGACCGCGGGCUGGCGCGGCGGCUGGCCACAGUACUAGGAGCGCGCGCAGCCCUGGCGGCCGCGCCGUGCGCGCGCGCGCCGCGCUGCGAGUGCCGCGCCUCCGCGCUGCACUGCCGGCCCUGCCACGCUAACGAACUCGUACGUAUUAUGUUUACAAUGUCCUCGGGUAAGAAGCUGCAGGGCGACCGCGGGCUGGCGCGGCGGCUGGCCACAGUACUAGGAGCGCGCGCAGCCCUGGCGGCCGCGCCGUGCGCGCGCGCGCCGCGCUGCGAGUGCCGCGCCUCCGCGCUGCACUGCCGGCCCUGCCACGCUAACGAACUCGUACGUAUUAUGUUUACAAUGUCCUCGGGUAAGAAGCUGCAGGGCGACCGCGGGCUGGCGCGGCGGCUGGCCACAGUACUAGGAGCGCGCGCAGCCCUGGCGGCCGCGCCGUGCGCGCGCGCGCCGCGCUGCGAGUGCCGCGCCUCCGCGCUGCACUGCCGGCCCUGCCACGCUAACGAACUCGUACGUAUUAUGUUUACAAUGUCCUCGGGUAAGAAGCUGCAGGGCGACCGCGGGCUGGCGCGGCGGCUGGCCACAGUACUAGGAGCGCGCGCAGCCCUGGCGGCCGCGCCGUGCGCGCGCGCGCCGCGCUGCGAGUGCCGCGCCUCCGCGCUGCACUGCCGGCCCUGCCACGCUAACGAACUCGUACGUAUUAUGUUUACAAUGUCCUCGGGUAAGAAGCUGCAGGGCGACCGCGGGCUGGCGCGGCGGCUGGCCACAGUACUAGGAGCGCGCGCAGCCCUGGCGGCCGCGCCGUGCGCGCGCGCGCCGCGCUGCGAGUGCCGCGCCUCCGCGCUGCACUGCCGGCCCUGCCACGCUAACGAACUCGUACGUAUUAUGUUUACAAUGUCCUCGGGUAAGAAGCUGCAGGGCGACCGCGGGCUGGCGCGGCGGCUGGCCACAGUACUAGGAGCGCGCGCAGCCCUGGCGGCCGCGCCGUGCGCGCGCGCGCCGCGCUGCGAGUGCCGCGCCUCCGCGCUGCACUGCCGGCCCUGCCACGCUAACGAACUCGUACGUAUUAUGUUUACAAUGUCCUCGGGUAAGAAGCUGCAGGGCGACCGCGGGCUGGCGCGGCGGCUGGCCACAGUACUAGGAGCGCGCGCAGCCCUGGCGGCCGCGCCGUGCGCGCGCGCGCCGCGCUGCGAGUGCCGCGCCUCCGCGCUGCACUGCCGGCCCUGCCACGCUAACGAACUCGUACGUAUUAUGUUUACAAUGUCCUCGGGUAAGAAGCUGCAGGGCGACCGCGGGCUGGCGCGGCGGCUGGCCACAGUACUAGGAGCGCGCGCAGCCCUGGCGGCCGCGCCGUGCGCGCGCGCGCCGCGCUGCGAGUGCCGCGCCUCCGCGCUGCACUGCCGGCCCUGCCACGCUAACGAACUCGUACGUAUUAUGUUUACAAUGUCCUCGGGUAAGAAGCUGCAGGGCGACCGCGGGCUGGCGCGGCGGCUGGCCACAGUACUAGGAGCGCGCGCAGCCCUGGCGGCCGCGCCGUGCGCGCGCGCGCCGCGCUGCGAGUGCCGCGCCUCCGCGCUGCACUGCCGGCCCUGCCACGCUAACGAACUCGUACGUAUUAUGUUUACAAUGUCCUCGGGUAAGAAGCUGCAGGGCGACCGCGGGCUGGCGCGGCGGCUGGCCACAGUACUAGGAGCGCGCGCAGCCCUGGCGGCCGCGCCGUGCGCGCGCGCGCCGCGCUGCGAGUGCCGCGCCUCCGCGCUGCACUGCCGGCCCUGCCACGCUAACGAACUCGUACGUAUUAUGUUUACAAUGUCCUCGGGUAAGAAGCUGCAGGGCGACCGCGGGCUGGCGCGGCGGCUGGCCACAGUACUAGGAGCGCGCGCAGCCCUGGCGGCCGCGCCGUGCGCGCGCGCGCCGCGCUGCGAGUGCCGCGCCUCCGCGCUGCACUGCCGGCCCUGCCACGCUAACGAACUCGUACGUAUUAUGUUUACAAUGUCCUCGGGUAAGAAGCUGCAGGGCGACCGCGGGCUGGCGCGGCGGCUGGCCACAGUACUAGGAGCGCGCGCAGCCCUGGCGGCCGCGCCGUGCGCGCGCGCGCCGCGCUGCGAGUGCCGCGCCUCCGCGCUGCACUGCCGGCCCUGCCACGCUAACGAACUCGUACGUAUUAUGUUUACAAUGUCCUCGGGUAAGAAGCUGCAGGGCGACCGCGGGCUGGCGCGGCGGCUGGCCACAGUACUAGGAGCGCGCGCAGCCCUGGCGGCCGCGCCGUGCGCGCGCGCGCCGCGCUGCGAGUGCCGCGCCUCCGCGCUGCACUGCCGGCCCUGCCACGCUAACGAACUCGUACGUAUUAUGUUUACAAUGUCCUCGGGUAAGAAGCUGCAGGGCGACCGCGGGCUGGCGCGGCGGCUGGCCACAGUACUAGGAGCGCGCGCAGCCCUGGCGGCCGCGCCGUGCGCGCGCGCGCCGCGCUGCGAGUGCCGCGCCUCCGCGCUGCACUGCCGGCCCUGCCACGCUAACGAACUCGUACGUAUUAUGUUUACAAUGUCCUCGGGUAAGAAGCUGCAGGGCGACCGCGGGCUGGCGCGGCGGCUGGCCACAGUACUAGGAGCGCGCGCAGCCCUGGCGGCCGCGCCGUGCGCGCGCGCGCCGCGCUGCGAGUGCCGCGCCUCCGCGCUGCACUGCCGGCCCUGCCACGCUAACGAACUCGUACGUAUUAUGUUUACAAUGUCCUCGGGUAAGAAGCUGCAGGGCGACCGCGGGCUGGCGCGGCGGCUGGCCACAGUACUAGGAGCGCGCGCAGCCCUGGCGGCCGCGCCGUGCGCGCGCGCGCCGCGCUGCGAGUGCCGCGCCUCCGCGCUGCACUGCCGGCCCUGCCACGCUAACGAACUCGUACGUAUUAUGUUUACAAUGUCCUCGGGUAAGAAGCUGCAGGGCGACCGCGGGCUGGCGCGGCGGCUGGCCACAGUACUAGGAGCGCGCGCAGCCCUGGCGGCCGCGCCGUGCGCGCGCGCGCCGCGCUGCGAGUGCCGCGCCUCCGCGCUGCACUGCCGGCCCUGCCACGCUAACGAACUCGGCCUCUCGUUCUGGAACCAAGAUGACUUCGACGAACUGAUCGACCUUUCCUUGGACCAAUCGCUGCCCUCGCUGAGAUGACAACUUUAGUAUAUAAGAUCGACGAUCGUUGUUAAUAUGAGACCGUACGGUACUUUGUGUACAUAUUUUGAUAUUUUGUACUUCAGUGUAAUGUAGCUUGUAACAAUAUAGUAAAUUAUUUUUGUUAAUUCAA
Messenger RNA from Cydia strobilella, 16565 nucleotides. RefSeq lists its product as uncharacterized. The record is from RefSeq and is a predicted model, not a curated record. Gene Ontology annotation, molecular function: lipid carrier activity. The coding region runs from base 248 to 16432 and encodes 5394 amino acids. Lineage: Eukaryota; Metazoa; Arthropoda; Insecta; Lepidoptera; Tortricidae. The transcript is spliced from 70 exons. Gene Ontology annotation, biological process: lipid transport.